This is a messenger RNA of Achroia grisella, 786 nucleotides long. It is a transcript of the gene Trs31, whose product is annotated as trafficking protein particle complex subunit 5. The record is from RefSeq and is a predicted model, not a curated record. The transcript has 6 exons. Bases 104 to 664 code for a protein of 186 amino acids. Lineage: Eukaryota; Metazoa; Arthropoda; Insecta; Lepidoptera; Pyralidae. Gene Ontology annotation, biological process: endoplasmic reticulum to Golgi vesicle-mediated transport. Gene Ontology annotation, cellular component: TRAPPI protein complex; TRAPPII protein complex; TRAPPIII protein complex.
UUGAUUAUUUAUUUCAAUAAUUUUAUUGAUUUAUAAAUUUUGUAUUUAACAAAUGGAAAACAUUCCACAUAUUUUAAUUCGUUAAUCUGUAAUUGAAUCAAACAUGUCAUCAAGUCGUUCAAAAUCGUCAAUUCUCGAUAAACCUUUGAGCAAAGGAAAAGGGGAAAUUUCUUUGGCUGUUUAUGCUCUUUUAUUUUCUGAAAUAGUCCAGUACUGUCAGAACCGUUCACAUUCUAUCCAAGAACUACAAAACAAGUUGUCUGAAAUUGGUCAAGAUGUUGGCACCAGAUUGUUAGAUCUAUAUUUUGUAAGGGAAAGAAAUAGUAAACGUGAAAUAAAGCUGUUGAACAUGCUUCUGUUUGUAAAAUCUACACUGUGGAAGGCUCUGUUUGGAAAGGAAGCAGAUAAAUUGGAACAUGCAAAUGAUGAUGAGCGAACAUAUUACAUAAUUGAAAAGGAUGCACUAGUAAACAAAUUCAUUAGUGUACCAAAAGACAAAGGCUCACUCAACUGUGCUACAUUCAAUGCUGGUAUUAUAGAAGCUGUACUAACAAAGAGUGGAUUUCCCGCUAAAGUUACUGCUCAUUGGCACAAAGGCACCACAUACAUGGUCAAGUUUGAUGAUUUGGUUAUAAGCAGAGACAAAUCUCUUGAUGAUCGUUAAAAAAAGUUUAUCUUAUCUAUGUAUUGUUAAGGUUUAUGUAUACAUGUAAUUGAUGUAUGAUAUGGUUGAUGUUUAAAGGUGUGUAUCUGUAAGUUACUAUGAAAUAAAUAUUAUAAAAAUUA